This is a messenger RNA of Lolium rigidum, 1533 nucleotides long. Its product is annotated as cytochrome P450 72A15-like. The transcript has 4 exons. Gene Ontology annotation, molecular function: monooxygenase activity; iron ion binding; heme binding. NCBI's taxonomy places the organism in Eukaryota, Viridiplantae, Streptophyta, Magnoliopsida, Poales, Poaceae. Bases 1 to 1533 code for a protein of 510 amino acids. The record is from RefSeq and is a predicted model, not a curated record.
AUGAGCCCAGCCAUGCUGCCAUGGAGCUUCCUCAUAUUCACUCUCCUAUGGCAAGCUGCCAUGCUCCUGGACCGGAUGUGGCUGCGGCCACGGCGGCUCGAGAGGGCGCUGCUUGCCCAGGGCCUCCCUGGGAGACCAUACCGCCCCUUCACCAGCGACGCCCCUGUGAAAAACCAACAGUCACCAAUGCCACUAGGCUGCCAUGACAUUGUUCCCUACGUCGUGCCUCUUCUCCACGGCGCAGUCCAGGAGUGCGUCUCCUGGAACGGCCCCGUGCCAACGGUGACCAUCGUGGAUGCUCGGCUCACCAGGGAGGUGAUGUUUGGCAAGUCCGGCCAUUUCGAGAAGCUCCCACGGACCCGGGUGCUGUCCAGGCUUCUCACCAACGGCCUCCCGAGGCACGAGGGGGAGAAGUGGGUCAAGCACCGGAAGAUCCUCGGCCGGGCAUUCCAUCUCGAGAAGCUCAAACUCAUGCUGCCGGCGUUCUCUUCCUCCUGCCAAGAGCUCGUGACCAGAUGGAUUGAAUCCCUUGCUAGUAAUUUGGAGGGCUGGUGCGAGGUCGACGUCUGCCCGGAGUUCCUGAUCCUCGCCGCGGACACCAUCUCGCGCACUGCAUUCGGCAGCAGCUACCUUGAAGGGAGAAGGAUAUUGACGCUGCAGUCCGAGCAAGUUGACCGCAUCAAGGCCAGCGGCAAGAUGAUCUUCAUUCCGGGCUACAUGUCCUUGCCUACGAAAAACAACAGAAGGAUGCGUGAAAUUAAUAACGAGAUCGAAUCUGUCCUAGAAGGUAUAAUUGCAAAGAAAAUGCAAGCUAUGCAAGAAGGGGAGAGCACCGAAUGUGAUUUGCUCAGCUUAAUGCUCGAGCCAAACAUGGGGAAAACCGAUGGCAACGGACGAUCCGCCGCAGGAAUGACCAUUGAAGAUGUGAUGGAAGAAUGCAAGAUGUGCUAUUUAGCAUCGACAGAGACGCCACCAACACUGCUCGCAUGGACAAUGAUCCUACUGAGUAUGCACCCCGAGUGGCAGGACCGUGCAAGGGAGGAGGUCCUUGGCCUAUUCGGGAAGAACCGACCUGAGUACGCCGGCUUUAGCAGACUCAGAACCGUAACUAUGAUUCUUUAUGAGGUCCUCCGUUUGUACCCACCUGCGAUCGCAUUCCACCGGAAAACAUACAAUGAGACGGAACUCGGGGGCAUCACGUACCCCGCUGGAGUGGUCAUCGAGAUGCCAUUGCUUCUCAUUCACCAUGAUCCAAACAUCUGGGGAGCCGACGUGCACGAGUUUAGGCCGGAUAGGUUUUCUGAGGGGAUCUCCAAGGCAUCCAACGAUCCAAGUGCCUUCCUCCCAUUUGGUUGGGGGCCACGGAUCUGCAUUGGUCAGAAUUUCGUGCUGUUUGAGGCUAAGAUGGCAGUGUGCAUGAUCCUUCAACACUUUGAGUUUGAGCUAGCGCCAACGUAUACUCAUGCACCGCACAACAAGAAAAUAUUACGUCCUAUGCACGGUGCACAGAUUAAGCUCAGGGCACUAGUAUGA